Tuber aestivum (summer truffle) is the source of this 1700-nucleotide messenger RNA. The record is from the annotation of a GenBank genome assembly. NCBI's taxonomy places the organism in Eukaryota, Fungi, Ascomycota, Pezizomycetes, Pezizales, Tuberaceae.
AUGUAUAUCAUUACCAAUAUCUACUUUAUCACCGUAUGUUCUCCCCUCUCCAGACCUCUAUGGCAGCCCACUGACCCAAUUCACGUAGGCUAUUGCGGCGAUAGGAGGCGCUUUGUUUGGUUUCGAUAUCUCGUCUAUGUCUGCUAUGUAGGUUCCAUCACAAUACGUUUUCUCAUUUAUUUUUCCUCGGAAAACAACGGUUGCUGACAGCUAAAAGUAUUGGGACAAAGCAGUACAAUGACUUCUACGGACCUAACAUUGAUUCUGAUGUGCAAGGUGGAAUCACUGCCGCCAUGCCUGGUGGUUCCUUCUGUGGUGCUCUUGCUUCCGGCUUUCUCUCGGAUAGAAUGGGUCGUAAGUACAGUAUUCAGAUUGGAGCUCUUACCUGGGUUCUGGGUUCGAUCUCCAUUUGCAUAGCGAAGAACAUCCCCAUGCUUGUUCUGGGCCGUUUCACCAACGGCCUAGCUGUUGGGAUCUGCUCGGCUCAGGUCCCCGUUUACAUCUCCGAGAUUGCUCGUGCAGAAAUUCGUGGCCGUCUUGUCGGCUGUCAGCAGUGGGCCAUCACUUGGGGUAUCAUGAUUAUGUUCUAUAUCUCGUACGGGUGCUCCCAUAUGGAAGGAGCUAUUUCCUUCAGAAUCCCAUGGGGAGUCCAAGCGGUUCCAGGUGCUUUACUAUUCAUUGGGCUGUUUUUCUUGCCGAGAUCUCCUAGAUGGCUUGCUAAGAAGGAUCGUUGGGAAGAGGCCGAGAAAAACUUAGCCUUGCUACACGGGAACGGGGAUGCCAACGACCCUUAUGUUAAACAAGAGAUGGAAGACAUCAGGGCCAUGGUCGAGUUUGAAAGGCGGAAUGCCGAUGCCACAUUCUUAGAAUUGUUCAAGCCCAGUGUCAUUAACCGCACGCACAUCGGUGUCUUUACACAAAUCUGGUCUCAGAUGACUGGAAUGAAUGUCAUGAUGUACUAUAUAGUGAGCGGCCCAACCCCUCUAAUCCAUUCACUUGGCUAACUCUCCCAGACCUACGUCUUUGCGAUGGCGGGGCUGAGUGGGAACAAUCUCCUCCUCUCUUCCUCUAUCCAGUAUGUAAUAAACGUGGCAAUGACCGUCCCUGCCCUAAUCUGGAUGGACCGCUGGGGCCGCCGUAAAACACUCCUCGUCGGUUCAAGUCUCAUGAUGACCUGGCUCUUUUCCAACGGCAUCAUCAUGGGGUCCUUUGGCCAUCCUGCCCCAGAAGGUGGUGUUAAUGGUAUCAAGGCAGUAGCCUGGGAAGUCCAUGGGGCUCCAUCCAAGGUGAUCAUCGCAAAUAGUUAUCUAUUUGUUGCAUCCUUCGCUAUCACGUGGGGCCCUACCUCCUGGGCCUACCCCCCGGAGCUUUUUCCUCUCCGCGUUCGUGGAAAAGCUGUUGCCCUUUGCACAUCUGCAAAUUGGAUCUUCAACUUUGCUUUAGGAUAUUUCGUCCCCCCCGCCUUCGAGAGCAUUAAAUGGAAGGUAUAUAUCAUUUUCGGAGUAUUUUGUGCGGCCAUGACUGUUCACGUCUUCUUCUGCUUCCCCGAAACAGCUGGGAAGAGUUUGGAGGAGAUAGAGGCCUUGUUCCAGGAGGGACUCCCGGCCUGGAAAACACGGGUCUCUAAUGAGCCCAGCCCCGCGAGAGUACCGAGGGUUGACAGCUCCGAAAAGACUGAUUACGCGCAUGAUGCAGUGUGA